Molecule: messenger RNA, 2669 nt
Organism: Annulohypoxylon truncatum
Lineage: Eukaryota; Fungi; Ascomycota; Sordariomycetes; Xylariales; Hypoxylaceae
Product: SART-1 protein
Exons: 2
Coding region: 143-2110 (655 amino acids)
Biological process (GO): maturation of 5S rRNA; mRNA cis splicing, via spliceosome
Cellular component (GO): U4/U6 x U5 tri-snRNP complex
Source: RefSeq, a predicted model, not a curated record
GCCUUGUAUGUACUGUAUUUGCGAAAGUCGCAAGUCGCCAACCUCGACUAUCACGACGAUCAGAUAAUUAUUUCCCAAGAACUAUUUGUAAUCUCAAUCGCAUAAUAACUAUCUCCGAGGAUCAGAGUCGUAAUUAUCAAUCAUGGACGCCGCGCAGAUAGAGGAGACGAACCGUCUCCGUGUCUCUCUAGGCAUGAAACCUUUGCCCGUUCCCGGCGCAAGCGGACCUCAGUUCAAAGAAAAGGCGUCAACACCGGAAGAAGAUGUUGGGAGCACCCUCGAAACCCGAGAAGCGGCCGCCUACGAUAACUACAAGAAGAUUCAAGAUGCCGAAGUAGCCAAGAAGAAACGCGAAGCGAAGGCCGCCGCCAUCAAAAGGGCUCGCGAUGCCGCGAAACGCUCCGAGGUUAUGGAAGGAAAAGGAUUGGGUGACGCCGACGAGGGUGAACUUGAUACUAAGGCUUGGUUGAUCAGCCAGAAGAAGCGCCAAAAGCAAAUCGAUAAGGUGCGGAAGCUAGAGGAAGAAUUAGCCGCAGCUGAAGCAGAGGCUGCUGCGGCAAUUCAAUACACGUCGAAAGAUCUUGCAGGUGUCAAAGUCGGGCAUGAGAUCGAAUCUUUUGAAGAUGGAGAAGAACAAAUUUUAACUCUCAAGGACACUAAUGUCUUGGGGGACAACGACGAAGAAGGCGACGAGCUGGAGAAUAUCAACCUCAGGGAGCGAGAAAAGCUUGACAAAAAGCUCGAAUCAAAAAAGAAGAAGCCUGUAUAUGACCCCAACGCAAUCGAUGAGACGGGAGAACAAAGCCUUCUCGCUCAAUAUGACGAAGAAAUCGUUGGCAAGAAGAGCAAAAGAUUCACACUAGACGGGUUCGGAAAUACCAUACAGAAGAAUGAUAUAGGCAGCCUAGAAGCGCAGAGUCGACAACGACAGAAGAUUAAUCUUGAUUUUCUAAAAGAUGAUCAGCAGCCGGCUUCGGAUUAUAUGGAUAUCUCGGAGGUCAAGAUCAAGAAGCCCAAAAAGAAGAAGUCGAAGUCAACAAGACAGCGACCAGUGGAUGAAGACGAUAUUUUCCCUCCACCAGAAGCAGAUCAAGAUAAUUCUAUGGACAUAGAUUCAGGUGCGACUUUUGUCAGCAGAAAGCGUAAAACCGAUGAUGCGGCGUUCGUCGAUGACGAAGAUCUUCAGGCUACUUUAGCCGCCCAAAGGAGAGAGGCCUUGAAGAAACGGAAGAGAACGCGUCCGGAGGACAUAGCUAGGCAAUUACGAGAAGAGGCACAGACACCUGACGCCAAUGAGACAGGCGACGCCGAAGAGGGUGGUCUUGUUCUAGACGAGAUUUCGGAGUUCGUUUCGGGUCUAAAGAAGGAAGAUAUCGAAGAUCGCAAACCCCGGAAGCCAAAGUCGCCUAAAGAGGCUCAAAUCACAGCUAUGGAAGAUGAAUCCGAUGAAGAUGAGCCCAUGAAGGAUGGAUACGACGACGAGCAUGACCGAGUCAAGCGCGAAGAAUCACCUCCGGCAGAGACGGCCAUCAUCGGCGUUGAUGAAGAGAAGACUAUCGGGACUGGUAUCGGUGCGGCGCUGCAGCUUCUAAAAGAGCGUCGACUUCUAAAGGAUUCGGGUGCGGCCGAGCUCAACGAGACGCAGCGCCAGCACAACCUGUUUCUCGCAGAGAAGAAGCGGAAGCUAGCAGAAAUCGAACAGCAGGCCCGUGAUCAGCGCGAACGGGAUCGCAACAGCGGAAGACUCGACAGGAUGUCAAUCCGAGAGAGAGAGGAGUGGGCGCGCCAGCAGAACAACAUGCGUGACCAGCAGACAUCGCGACAGCUCGUCGACCUCUUCAACAAGGGGUACAAGCCCAACGUGGAGCUCAAGUACCAUGACGAGCUCGGCCGCUCACUAGACCAGAAAGAGGCGUUCAAGCACCUCAGCCACCAGUUCCACGGCAAGGGAAGUGGAAAGGGGAAGACCGACAAGCGACUGAAGAAGAUCGAGGACGAGAAGCGACGCGAGGCCCAGAGCAUGCUGGACGCCAGCCAGAACGUCGGUAUGAGCUCGGCGACCGCGCAGCAGACGAAGAAGCGGAAGGAGGCCGGCGUGCGACUUGCGUGAUCGGCCGCGCAGUCAUACUCCAGAUCGAAUGCAUUGAAAAGUCUUCUACUUCUCGUGAUGUGUCAUGAAAUCCACCCCUGUAAGUCCGUGUUCAAGUGGCUCGGCAUCUUUGAUGAUGUAGGAUAUGAAGUCAUAUCCUAUUUACCUUCUUUUCCAUUUUAUGUGCAUUGUAAUUCCUCAGUGACAUGGUAAGGUACAUCCCAACCAAUAGACGUUCCUGAUUAGAGUAGACGCACAUUUAGUAAGUUACCUGUGCCUUCAUGUACCUAUAGAAUGAGACUUCAAUGGUAUCUCAUCUCCAGUUGACAUCGUAAUUAGAGGCACAAAGCUUAAUUCUAUGAAAAUGAAAUUUUGCAGAAGUAUAUACAGUCCCUAGGUUAGCAUAGAAAUGAAUAUUGUAUUGUAUUGUCGCAUCGCAUGCAUGAAGAUUUUAUGGUUGGUUCGAUUGUUGUAACCAAUAUAAUGGAUUAUAUUUGGCAACAACACGUUGCGACCCAGGUCUUUACUAGAGCCAAAAACAUUUAACUGAAACAUUUUUCAGGCAUUUAAAAAAUUGAAC